CGUCAUUUGAGACGACACCCGCUUUGGUUGCUGCCCCCAUUGCCUCAGUGGGUCCUGCAGCGGCUCCAUGUUGGCCGGGUUCAAGGUGGAUGUCUCGCAUCAAGAGCAAGAGCGAAUCUUGAGCGAAGUGGAAGCAUGGUAUUCCACAGCCAAGGAGCAAGCUGGUGUUGAGUGGCUGCCUUUGGCUGGGAUCAAGAAUUUUCUCUUCAUGGAUCUUGGCUAUGAAGACGAAGAGGAGUUCGAGGAUGCCAUCCAUGGCUCCUUCGAGGACUUCCUAGCCGCAUUUCCACACUUUGAGGUCAAGCAGAUUGAGGGGAAGGCCAUGCUACGCAUCGCAGAUGCCGCCCUGGCGCCUUCGCGGCCGCAGAAGCUGACGCUGCGCAUCACCUCCUCUCAGCAGCUGCUAGACACAACUUUGCUGAAAGACGGGAACGCCGAUUUGGAGCUGCCGCAUCUGGAAUUUGAAAUCCGUCCCAUUGCAAAGCGGCAGAUCGACACUCUGUACAAUCACUCAUCAGAGCUGUAGACGAGAUCGAGAUGCAUGCAGAGGGCUUGGUGGAAGACCUGGCAACAAAGGCCGAGAUCAUGAAGACCGUGGUGAACCUUCGAGAACUGCUCGAUGUGCCGGUGCCCUUUGAUUUGGUGAUCCAUGACCCCAUGGGCAAGUCAGAGUUCAACCCCAUGGAUGGAGUCCAGGUGGAGUAUGCGGAGAGAAGCUGAACUCCGAGAACUCCAAUGUUUUGCGUCGAAUGAAGCCUCUUGCACCGGGCUUGAAGCUGACAGGUAUUUUCCCUGCAGGGCUUGGGAUCAGGACAUCAACUCUCACCCCUCGAAUUUUGAGAGGACCAGCUUUGACUUUGGCAAGUAGAUUCUGCUGAUAAAGCUCCAGGUGACCCAAGCUUUUUGCUCUUUUGCCAGCUGUCAUUGAUUCGUCUCACCCAAAUUUUCUGACAGAUUUUCACCCCUGAACUUGAAAGCAAAAAGAAGGGCUGAAGCUACAGAAAUGGAGCGAAGGUCAAAU
Molecule: messenger RNA, 1021 nt
Organism: Cladocopium goreaui
Lineage: Eukaryota; Dinophyceae; Suessiales; Symbiodiniaceae
Source: the annotation of a GenBank genome assembly